ACGCACACACUCUUAGUUUUAGUUUUGCUAUAGGCGGCGGAUUAAAAUUGCUUGAGCAUCCCAUAACGCGACGGCGUCAUUUAAAAAAAUAGAAUAAUACGUGUUUACGUAGAAUAAAAUACUGCUUUGUAAUAACUAUUAUACGUUGUUAAGACGCUUGCCUUUGCGAUAGUUCGGUGUCAAGGUUGUAACAAAAUGAGCAAAAGACGUCGGACGAGCUCAUUCCAAGAUGACGAAAACAGCGAAGAGGAUGCUUCCCCCGAACAAAGCCCCGUGCCAGCAACAACAAGGAAAAAGAAGAGGCUUGAUCCGAUGGAAUUAUGUCAACAUAUUUACGAUUCAAUUAGAACAUUCAAAAAAGAGGAUGGCACUACACUUUGUGACACAUUUAUUCGAGCACCCAAGCGUCGCCAAGAACCAUCGUACUAUGAAGUAGUAAUGAAUCCGAUUGAUUUAUUGAAAGUUCAACAGAAACUGAAGACAGAUUCAUAUGAGGAUGUGGAAGAUUUAACCGCCGAUAUUGAACUGAUUGUAAACAAUGCAAAAGCCUUUUAUAAGCCCGAUUCUACCGAAUAUCAAGACGCUUGCAAGCUGUUGGAUGUGUUUAAUACUAACAAAAAACGUGUUUUAGAAAAUCAAAUAGAAGAAGGAUGCUUGGAAAUGAAGCCCAGAAAAAUCACACGUCCACGAAAAUCGCUCACAAUCGAAGAAGAUGAAUUCGACGAAGGUUCAGAUUUCGACCCGUACGAGGAACUAUUUGCAAUCGUCAUGACGGCAGCGGAUCCUUUGGAUAACCAUGACUUGCAUCACAUGUUUCAGCUGUUACCAUCGAAAAAACUCUAUCCUGGUUACUAUGACAUUAUCGAUCACCCGAUAGAUUUGAAACUGAUUGCUACAAAAAUUCAAACCAGUGCCUACUCAAACCUCAAUGAAAUGGAAAAGGAUUUGUUGCAAAUGACGAAAAACGCAUGCACCUUCAAUGAGCCCGGAUCGCAAAUUUACAAGGAUGCAAAAAUGCUGAAGAAAAUAUUUAUGGCACGCAAAGCGGAAAUAGAAUCAGGACGGUAUAGAAAACCACUCACCAAACGUCCUAGGCUUGCGUCUAGUGCGAUGGUGGCAGCGUUGAAAGAAGAAAUAGAAAGCUCCGACGAUGAUUUUGACGAUUCCAUGGAAACCGAAGGUGAUGGUCCGCUUUGGCAACUGUUUGACCAACUGUACAACACUGCUAAUACUAAUGAUCCCAAUGCCUUAGGUGCGCCUUUGGGUGAAUCUCUGUGGAAACUGCCGAAUAAACGAUUUCAUCCAGAAUACUACAACCUGAUCAAGAAGCCGAUUUCCAUGGCUCAAAUAAGAAACAAGCUGAAAAAAGGAAUCUAUACUCAUAUCACCGAUAUGACCGCCGACUUAUAUUUGAUGCUGGAUAAUGCGAAAAAAGCAAACGCUCCAAACACAAAAACUCACAAGGAUGCACUGAAAAUGCAGAAAAUUCUCAACCAAAAGUUGAUCGAUUCCGGAGAUUUAGAAGAAAGCGAUGAAGAAGUGGAUGAAGAAGAUACGGAUUCGUCAACCCACACAUCAUCACGAAAAAAGGCUCGCGCAGCCAGGGACAGCAAAAGUAUUGGUUCUCCUUUACACCACAGCUCCAUAAGUAAUGUAGUCGUUUCAAAAUCCAACCGCGUAUUGCCGGCAACUUCGUUAAAAAAGAAGCUGUUAUCGCUACAUGAAUUCCUUGUCGGUUUUACGUAUGAUGAUCAUCAACCUAUGGCCCUGUUCAUGGAAAAGCCUUCGAAAAAGUUGUAUCCGGAUUACUAUCAAGUUAUUCAGCAUCCGAUUGACAUGGCGACAAUAGAAAACAACAUAAAAGCCGACCGUUAUAACACAAUCGAUGAUAUUGUGGGCGAUUAUCGGUUGAUGUUUUCAAACUGUCGUAAGUAUAACGAAGAAGGAUCGAUGAUCUACGAAGACGCCAACAUCUUGGAAAAGGCAUUAAAUGAAAAAUUAAAGGAAUUCUCCGGCAUAAGCAAAAAACUCAACCUUACAGGCAAAAUUGCCAAACCAGUCCGCAAAAGUAACACCACUCCACUUGAAGUAAAACUAAAGCAAAUGUACGACACGAUAAGGGAAUACAGAGAACCAAAACAAAAUCGGCAAUUAUCGUACAUAUUUAUGAAAUUACCUUCAAAAAGCGAAUAUCCGGACUAUUAUGAUAUCAUCAAAGAUCCGAUCGAUAUUGAAAAAAUCGAAAAAAAGUUACGACAGCAGGUUUAUGAAAGCGUCGAUGAUAUGGCUGCAGAUUUUAUGCUAAUGUUUGAAAACGCUUGCAAGUACAAUGAACCUGAUUCUCAAAUUUACAAGGAUGCUCUAUGUCUGCAACAAUUGCUCAUACAGACAAAACAAGCUUUGCGAAGUGAAGAAACUGUACCGAAUGUUCAGCAAGCGGUACAGGAGCUUUUGUUGUCACUCUUUACUACAUUUUACAACUAUCAAGAUGAAGAAGGUCGAUGCUAUUCGGAUUCGUUGGCAGAAUUAGUCGAGUACGAUGAAUGUGACGGCAAUAGAGUGAGAGCGAUUUCCUUGGAUCUCAUCAAACGUCGCCUAGACAAGGGUUUGUACAAGCGUUUGGACACAUUUCAAGAAGAUAUUUUUAGCUGCCUUGAACGUGCCCGUCGACUCAGCCGUACCGAUUCACAAGUGUUUGAAGACUCAAUUGAAUUGCAAUCAUUUUUCAUAAAAAAACGUGACGAAUUGUGUCAGAAUGGUAAUGUGCUUGAAUCGCCCGCACUGAGCUACAACACAAUGCACUUAAGCGCAGCGGUAGAAUCUCUACGGCAAUCCAAAUUGUUGCAGGAAGAGGAAGCUGACACAGACAAUGAUGCAGUGGUAAGUAGGAUCGAUACGUUUAAUUUCAUUAUUCACUACGUACAUAAUUAUCCUCUUUUAUUGACCUAUCAGCAAGCAUCUCAAGGCGAAAGUAUGACGAUUGAUCAAAAAGUGUUUUCACCCGGAGACUUUGUAUAUAUCGAUUUACCCGAAAACAAAAUUCCUGGCAUUAUGUACAUUGAGCGUCUAUGGACAACUGCCGAUAACAUUAAAAUGAUGAACGGCCUAAUACUUCUCCGGCCUCAUGAAACGUUCCACGUGCAGACAAGGAAGUUCAUGGAACAGGAAUUAUUUAAAAGCGAUCAACAUGUCCAAAUCCCUUUAUCCAAAGCGUUAAACAAAUGCUUUGUAAUGCACGUUCGAGAUUAUGUGAAACUAAUGCCUGAAAAUUUCGCCAGCAAAGAUGUGUUUGUGUGCGAAUCGCGGUACAGUUCUAAAGCAAGAUCAUUUAAGAAGCUCAAAACGUGGAAUCUAAUACGCGCCAAUGAUCCGGUAAAAUUAAUUCCUCGAGAAGCUACGCUCGAAGUGAAGCGUGUUAUGUCUGUUUUUAAAGAGCGGGUAGAAAAGCACAAGGAAGAACUUUCGGAAUUACAGCUGCAGGAGGCAAUGCUAGAAAAAGAGAAGCCUAACGUGGUUAUUUAUAUGAACGGAGUAGAAGAUGGUAAUGUGUACUAUGAGCAGUACAACACUGUUUGUGGUGGUGUAGUAAAAACAGGCGAUUACGUCUACGUAGCUACAGAAUCUGGCAAGCAAUCGAUUUCACAAAUUACAUCCAUUUGGGAAACGAAAGAUGGAAAAGUUUUGUUCCGAGGUCCGUGGCUUUUAACUCCGCCCGAAGUUCCUGGUACUAUUAGUAGGUUAUUUUAUCGACAAGAAGUACUGCUUUCAACUAUUCAAGAAACUACUUCAGCUGUGGCAAUUGUUGGCCGGUGUGCUGUGCUCGAUCAAAAUGAAUAUAUCACUAGGAGGCCAACAGAAAUCGCGGAAGCUGAUGUAUACAUGUGCGAAUCAAUAUUUGACGAAUUUAAAAAACAAAUUCGAAAAAUAGUAGCUCCUUCCGGAUUGCGUAAAUUUACACAUAGUCAAAUGGUUACAACAGACGAAGUGUAUCAUUUCCGUCGUCCAAUAAAUCCACCCAAGGUCACCUGUGGCGAAAUUGCAGCCGUGCAGGAGAGCAAAUCCACAUCGAAUGAUUUUAUGGAUAUGAAGGAUGACUUUGGCAUCAUCGAUGAUUCAAUCGAUGGGCCUCCGUCGAUUGGGUCGGACACAAUCUCUACGGCUUCGCCACAUCCAACACAUUCGACCAACACCAGCACACCGUCGAUGAGCAGCAAAAAAACAUCCAAACCAGGCAAGAAGCUCGUAACGGGAUACAUACUGUAUUCUAGCGAACACCGGAAGACUAUAUGUGCCAGCAAUCCGGAAGCAACGUUCGGUGACGUAUCGCGCAUAGUCGGAAACGAAUGGCGCAACUUGAGCGAACAGGAAAAGGCUGUUUGGGAGCAGCGCGCGAUUAAGAUCAAUGAGGAAAGUGCGGCCAAACACGCCGCUGAAAUGGGAGAAUCAAGUUGUCCGAGCCCAGCAAACUUCAAAACCGACGGUCCAAUCGUACAGGACAUCGUGCCGAAUCAUGCCUACGAAUGCUGCUGGGAUAAAUGUGACUUUCAAUUUGAAGACCCUGUCGAAUGUUUGGAGCACUGUAUUGGAGAAGGUUCGGGAUGUGUGUACAAGACGUUCAUUGCUUCGGCAGAUCAAGAAUUUAUUUGCAUCUGGCGUAACUGUGUACGACUCCGUCGAAAUAUGCCACCGUUUCCAACCGUUGCUCGAUUGGUGAAGCACGUUAAAGAGGUGCACCUUACAAAAGGCGUAAGCAAGUUAGUUCAACCUCAGGACCGUAGCAAAAAUUACGUUAUUUCGAAGCGUCCAGCAACGGGCAUACACAUCGUAAAUAAUGCCCCAGUUGCUAAUAUGGCCAACAUAAAUUCUAACAACAUGGGAACGAUUACGUUGCAACCGAUGGGAAAUGUGGGAAGCCUUUCAACGAACAUCGGCAACGCAAACAUUACGGGAAUGUCCUGUCAAAACACGAGUGUAAUGACUGGAAGUAAUCCAAUACAACCGUUGCAUGCACUUCAGCCAUCCUCAAUAUCCGCUGCAAGUGGAAUUAAUGCUUCUCAGCUUGGUAAUUCAAUUGCUGCUGCAGCUUACUUCAGCUAUGUGUCGUCUCAACCUGCGGAACCAUUGUUUGUUACUGUGCCUCCCCGUCCGCAGCGUGUAUUGCACUCCGAAGCGUACAUAAAAUAUAUAGAACGGCUUCAGCAGAAAUCAUCGUACAUUACACCAUGGCAAAAAACGUUAACAGCAACUAGGGAAACAAUUCCCAAUACGGAUGUAAACCGGCUACCAUCGCAGUGGUUAGGGACACGGGCCCAAGAUCGUUCGGAUACUGUAGUUGAUGCGUUAUGGCAGUUGCGAAAUCUAAUGAUGAGGGAGGUUAUUCAAUUUGACCGUUUUUAACCGAACCGACCGGCAAUGCCCUUCCAUAUCUAUGUAUUAUAGAUUUACUAAUUCUUCAUUUCACAGAAAGUGAAUAAAUAUUACGGUUGCACCUUUUAGCUCUGUAACAGCUAUUUGCAUGCAAACUCAGUAGAAUACAA
Molecule: messenger RNA, 5537 nt
Organism: Anopheles stephensi (Asian malaria mosquito)
Lineage: Eukaryota; Metazoa; Arthropoda; Insecta; Diptera; Culicidae
Product: protein polybromo-1-like
Exons: 15
Coding region: 196-5397 (1733 amino acids)
Biological process (GO): chromatin remodeling
Cellular component (GO): RSC-type complex
Molecular function (GO): protein binding; chromatin binding
Source: RefSeq, a predicted model, not a curated record